Messenger RNA from Cyprinus carpio (common carp), 4988 nucleotides. Its product is annotated as metabotropic glutamate receptor 6-like. The record is from RefSeq and is a predicted model, not a curated record. Gene Ontology annotation, cellular component: membrane. NCBI's taxonomy places the organism in Eukaryota, Metazoa, Chordata, Actinopteri, Cypriniformes, Cyprinidae. Gene Ontology annotation, molecular function: adenylate cyclase inhibiting G protein-coupled glutamate receptor activity. Gene Ontology annotation, biological process: regulation of synaptic transmission, glutamatergic; G protein-coupled glutamate receptor signaling pathway.
CUUUCUUUAACACAACCUUGAGGGCCUGCCCUGUAUAUAAAUUGUCUCAAAAACCAAGACUUGUGAUUUAUAAUAGAUAAAACAUCUCAUAAAAACAUACAGAUAGUAUUGCCGCGUACUAUUAUAAGCGCCUUAAAUGAUCUGAGGUCAAGGAAUAUGUUGUCACUUAAUUGCUGGUUUGCUUUAAAAUGUAACAAAUAUGACACAUUUAUUUGAAUAGUUCAUUCAUAACACAAAGCAAAAGAUGAACAGUGAACAAAAAGUGAAAAGUGAACAAUCAGUCAGUAUGUUGGGGAUGUAAAAAGCCAUUAGCCCGUAUGUAUUUCAGUGAUGGUGCUAUUAUGUACUAGAGUAAGGCUAUACACUACCAUUUAAAAACACGUGACCGUGAGGUCAACUAGAUUAUCUGUCUUUAUAAAAAGACAUAAAAGUCAUUCUAAAAUGUAGCUGCUAAACAAAGCAUAUAAAUCCUUAUGACUAGACCAGGAGGGUCUCGCACCAGAUUGUUGCUUAUAAGCAGACGGUCUGAAUGCAGAGAACUAUAUCCAGCAUUUCACAUUAAAAAUAUAUACGGUCCAUCUCUCUGAGACUUCUCAAAUGCAUGCAUGUGGUAGGCUAAUCCCAAUCUGUGCCCAUUAGUGCACACUGAGAGAGACUGAGUGGGUGAGUGAGUGAGUGACAAACUGAGAGAGAGAGAGACAGACAGAAAGGGAGAGACUAGAGAGUGAGGGAAAGAGACAGAGUGAGGGGGCUUUUAAAGGAUUUGACAGUGAUUUGUAAUCAUAGUUGUGGAAUGUUUGGGCAUUUCCACCUUUUCCCGCGUUUUAGAUUUUACUAAGGCUCUAAAUACUUUCUACGUUAAGAUCUCAUCUUAAUCAAAAUAAUCUUUAGAUUGUCGUUGUGUGUGUGAAAGCUGUGGACAUUUUAAGAUGAGAGCUGAAGACUCGGAUGUUGGUGACGUUUACCGUCGUGCUUCAAAACCAUCAAACUUCAGUUCCAGAUGGGCGCACAAUGGCAUCAGCAGCAGUCGCAGACACAGGUAGAGAAGAAAGCAUUGUGCUGUAGUAGAAGAACCAGCCACUAUGACAACUAUGACAUCACAGCACCACACAACAUCACUAUGUCAUCACCGCAGGAUCAGCGGGGCGCCCGGACAACAUGUGGGCUCCCUGAUUCAUGUCAUGUGGAUAGUGAUGAUGGGAUUUACUCCAGAAACCUGGGCCACCACAGAAACUCAGCCUCAUUCCAUAAAGAUCGAGGGUGACGUCACUCUGGGAGGCCUUUUUCCUGUGCAUUCAAGGGGCCCCGCUGGUGUUCCUUGUGGGGAAAUUAAGAAGGAGAAGGGGAUCCAUCGUAUGGAGGCCAUGUUGUAUGCACUGGACCAGAUCAACAGUGACCCAGACCUGCUGCCUAACAUCACCCUCGGUGCCAGGAUACUGGACACGUGCUCCAGGGAUACGUAUGCACUGGAACAGUCCCUCACCUUUGUCCAGGCCCUCAUCCAGAAGGACAACUCAGAUGUUCGCUGUUCCAAUGGAGAACCUCCCAUCAUCCCAAAACCAGAGCGUGUGAUAGGGGUUAUCGGGGCUUCGGCCAGCUCAGUGUCUAUAAUGGUGGCCAACGUCCUUCGUCUGUUUGCGAUACCUCAGAUCAGUUAUGCUUCAACAGCACCUGAACUUAGUGACAACAAUCGCUAUGACUUUUUCUCCCGAGUCGUGCCGCCCGAUUCCUUCCAGGCCCAGGCAAUGGUGGACAUCGUAAAAGCCAUGGGGUGGAACUAUGUUUCUACUCUGGCUUCAGAGGGGAAUUAUGGAGAGAGUGGUGUAGAUGCUUUCAUUCAGAUAUCAAGGGAGGCAGGUCUUUGUAUCGCACAGUCCAUAAAAAUUCCUAGGGAGCCAAGAGAAGGAGAGUUUGACAAGGUCAUCAAACGGCUAAUGGAGACAUCCAAUGCCAGAGGGGUUAUUAUAUUCGCUAAUGAAGAUGACAUCAAGCGUGUCCUGGAAGCAGCAAAAAGAGCCAAUCUUACAGGUCACUUUUUGUUUGUGGGAUCUGAUAGCUGGGGAGCAAAAAACUCACCCAUUCUAAACCUGGAAGACGUGGCUGAGGGUGCAGUUACUAUCCUCCCCAAGCGGGCAUCCAUUGAGGGGUUUGACCAAUACUUCACUACAAGAUCACUGGAAAACAACAGGAGGAACAUCUGGUUCGCUGAGUUCUGGGAGGAUGACUUCAAAUGCAAACUGACACGGCCUGGAAUCCGAGGCGACAGCGGGCUGAGGAAAUGCACAGGAGAGGAACGAAUCAGCCAGGAUUCGAUAUACGAACAGGAAGGGAAGGUGCAGUUUGUGAUCGACGCCGUUUACGCCAUGGCCCAUGCUCUCCAUAGCAUGCACAUGGACCUCUGUCCAGGAUCGAUGGGCGUUUGUGACAAAAUGGACCCGGUGGAUGGAAGAAUGCUGCUGAGUUACAUCCGUGCUGUCAGUUUUAAUGGCAGUGCUGGGACAGGUGUGAUGUUUAAUGAAAACGGUGAUGCCCCAGGACGAUAUGAUAUCUUCCAGUACCAGCUUUCCAAUACCACCAACCCGGGAUAUAAAAUCAUUGGCCAGUGGACCAACCACUUACGACUCAAUGCGGAGGACAUGCAGUGGUCUGGAGGGGAUAAACUGGUUCCAGACUCGGUUUGUAGUUUUCCCUGUGAGUCUGGGGAGAGGAAGAGGAUGGUGAAGGGUGUGCCGUGCUGCUGGCACUGUGAACUAUGUGAUGGCUAUCAGUACCUCCUGGAUGAGUUUAACUGCGACACGUGCCCCUUUGACAUGAGGCCCACCUCUAACCGCACUGGCUGCCGUCCUACUCCCAUCAUCAAGCUGGAGUGGAGCUCUCCGUGGGCCAUUAUCCCAGUAUUUCUGGCAGUGCUGGGCAUUCUUGCUACAUCAGGAGUCAUCAUCACCUUCAUCCGCUUCAAUGACACCCCCAUAGUCCGCGCUUCGGGCCGAGAGCUCAGCUAUGUUCUCCUGACGGGCAUCUUCCUCAUCUAUCUCAUCACCUUCCUCAUGAUCGCUGAGCCGAGCACCGUGGUGUGCGCGUUUCGUAGGUUGUUUUUGGGGCUGGGCAUGUCCAUCAGUUACUCUGCCAUGCUCACCAAAACAAAUCGGAUCUACAGGAUCUUUGAGCAGGGAAAGAAAUCAGUCACACCACCAAAAUUUAUAAGCCCCACGUCCCAGUUGAUCAUCACAUUUAUUCUGAUCUCAGUACAGCUCCUGGGUAUUUUCAUUUGGUUUGGAGUGGUUCCACCUCACACAAUUGUCGACUUUGAUGAGCUGCAUCCCCCCAACCCAGAGUAUGCGCGUGGGAUCCUGAAAUGUGAUAUGUCAGAUCUGUCUCUGAUUGGCUGUCUGAGCUACAGUAUGGUGCUGAUGGUCACGUGUACAGUCUAUGCCAUUAAGAGCAGAGGGGUUCCUGAGACCUUCAAUGAGGCUAAACCCAUCGGCUUCACCAUGUACACUACCUGUAUCAUCUGGCUGGCCUUUGUGCCCAUAUUUUUCGGCACGUCACAAUCCACAGAAAAGAUGUUCAUUCAGACCACCACAUUGACCGUGUCCAUGAGCCUGAGCGCCAUGGUUUCCCUAGGCAUGUUGUACAUCCCCAAAGUCUACGUCAUCAUCUUCCACCCAGAGCAGAACGUUCAGAAACGCAAGCGCAGCUUCAAAGCCGUGGUCCAGGCAGCCACCAUUUCCACUCAUCUCUCACAGAAAUCCAGCAACAAGCAGAACGGAGAGACCAAAGUUGAACAAGAUAGAUCCCAAUAAAGACCAGGAGGUAAAAUAAUAAUAAUAAUAAUUUUGUAUGUUUUUUUUUAUUAUUAUUAUUAAUUGAUUGUAUAUAUAUAUAUAUACAAUCAAAAUUUGUUUUUUUUCUACUAUCUGCAACAAUACAAGAGUCCGGGUGAGAAGGACACUAAUAUAAAUGAAUAGUACGAUAUGUACAGGAAUUAGAGGAUCCGUGGAUUCUUUGUGGUGUGGAACUUUCGCUUCGAGACUGAAAGUAUUUGUCCCCAUUUAAUAUUUCCCUUGUGACCACAGCAUCACCAGUUGAGUUGAAAUGAUAGAUUCAUGAAUUCAUGAUGAAAAAGACUCUCCAAACAGAUUCUCUUUAGAGAAAAGAAGAAAAAUACAACAGGAAAUGUCUUGCACCAGCAUCUCUUGAAGGACUAAAUGUUUGUCUCUGAUGUGUCUAAAUGGAAUCAGACAUUAAACUUGGGCACACAUCAGUGAGUCAUAUUCAGCUUCAGUGUCAUCUCCAUCCUUAUCCUAAAUAAAUAUCAUAAAAGACUGAAUGAGACUGUUAGAGCUACAGAGACAAUGUUGGGAUCAAAUGUGCUUCAACAAUUCAACCAGUGCAGUGCACUCUCUUUGAACUCUUUGGUUUUAAAACUGUGCCAUAAUUUUUUUUCAGAAUAAAUGUUUUAAGUGUCUUGUGUGCGAUAUUGUGUACUCUUAAUUAUAUUUAUUAAGAAUUAUAGAUUACCAAGAAAAAGCAAUGACAAUCUAUAAUGAAACAGCAAAGUUUUGAUCAGAGAUUUUUAGUUGUAUCAUGUUUCCUUGAGCUUCCGAAGAAAUACUGAUUUUAAACAAAGAUAUACUCUAUUGAUCAGUAUUUAUUGACUAAUUUAAAUUAAAAUAGUAACAUUUAAGAGACUGACUUUGAGAUCCUUUUAUUGUCACAUGCAACUGACUUUCAGAUCAGUGACUUGUAUCUUAGUAAAGGAAAGGGGGAAAGAAGACCUUGCAUUAUUGUUCAAUUACUUGUAUUUUGAAAUGAUGACCAUGCAGUUACUGUAAACUCAGGUUCUUACUUAAGCUUACUUAACCUUGAUGAAUUUUGUGGGUGUCUUGUUUUCGUUUAAGAGAUGUAAAAGAACACUGGAAUAAAAACAUAUUGAUUGAAUGCAUGUUGUAAAAAAAUGAUAAAAAAAAAAAAAUCCUGAAAAAUAA